This is a messenger RNA of Chrysochloris asiatica (Cape golden mole), 3284 nucleotides long. It is a transcript of the gene SEC31A, whose product is annotated as SEC31 homolog A (S. cerevisiae). Gene Ontology annotation, biological process: COPII-coated vesicle cargo loading; endoplasmic reticulum organization; intracellular protein transport. Lineage: Eukaryota; Metazoa; Chordata; Mammalia; Afrosoricida; Chrysochloridae. Gene Ontology annotation, cellular component: endoplasmic reticulum exit site; COPII vesicle coat. The transcript is spliced from 24 exons. The record is from RefSeq and is a predicted model, not a curated record. The coding region runs from base 102 to 3284 and encodes 1060 amino acids. Gene Ontology annotation, molecular function: structural molecule activity; protein binding.
GUGUCCCCGGACCGGGGAGGAGGGGCAGUGGCGAAGGUUGGGCGAGUUGACGAGCGCCGCGUUCACAUAGGAACUGGUCGCCGAGGGUCCUCUUUAGCAGGAUGAAGUUAAAGGAAGUAGAUCGCACUGCCAUGCAGGCAUGGAGUCCUGCCCAGAAUCAUCCCAUUUACCUAGCUACAGGAACAUCUGCUCAGCAAUUGGAUGCAACGUUUAGUACCAACGCUUCCCUUGAGAUAUUCGAAUUAGACCUUUCUGAUCCAUCCUUCGAUAUGAAAUCUAGCGCCACUUACUCUUCUUCUCACAGGUACCACAAGUUGAUUUGGGGACCUCAUAAGAUGGAUUCAAAAGGAAAUAUCUCUGGAGUUCUGAUUGCAGGUGGUGAAAAUGGGAAUAUUAUUCUCUAUGAUCCUUCUAAAAUUAUUGCUGGAAACAAAGAAGUGGUGAUUGCUCAGAAUGACAAGCAUACUGGCCCAGUGCGAGCCUUAGAUGUGAACAUUUUCCAGACUAAUCUUGUAGCCUCUGGUGCUAAUGAGUCUGAAAUCUAUAUUUGGGAUCUAAACAAUUUUUCAACUCCAAUGACACCGGGAGCCAAAACACAGCCCCCAGAAGAUAUCAGCUGCAUUGCAUGGAACAGACAGGUUCAGCAUAUUUUAGCAUCUGCAAACCCUAGUGGCCGAGCUACUGUGUGGGAUCUUAGGAAAAAUGAACCUGUCAUCAAAGUCAGUGAACACAGUAACAGAAUGCAUUGCUCUGGAUUGGCAUGGCAUCCUGAUGUUGCUACCCAGAUGGUCCUUGCCUCUGAGGAUGAUAGAUUACCUGUGAUCCAGGUGUGGGAUCUUCGAUUUGCCUCCUCUCCACUUCGUGUCCUUGAAAACCAUGCCAGGGGGAUUUUGGCAGUUGCCUGGAGCAUGGCAGAUCCUGAAUUGUUGCUGAGCUGUGGAAAAGAUGCUAAAAUUCUCUGCUCCAACCCAAACACAGGAGAGGUGUUGUAUGAACUUCCCACCAAUACACAGUGGUGCUUUGAUAUUCAAUGGUGUCCCCGGAACCCUGCUGUCUUAUCAGCUGCUUCCUUUGAUGGGCGUAUCAGUGUUUAUUCCAUCAUGGGAGGAAGCACUGAUGGCUUAAGGCAGAAACAAGUGGAUAAGCUUUCCUCAUCUUUUGGAAAUCUGGAUCCCUUUGGCACAGGACAACCCCUUCCUCCAUUACAAAUUCCACAGCAGACUGCCCAGCAUCAUAUAGUGCUGCCUCUGAAGAAGCCACCCAAGUGGAUCCGAAGGCCUGUUGGUGCUUCCUUUUCUUUUGGAGGCAAACUGGUUACCUUUGAGAAUGUCAAAAUGCUGUCUCAGCAAGGAGCUGAACAGCAGCAGCAGCCCCACCAUGUGUUCAUUAGCCAAGUCGUAACUGAGAAGGAAUUUCUCAGCCGGUCUGACCAACUUCAGCAGGUCGUGCAGUCACAAGGAUUUGUUCAUUAUUGUCAGAAAAAAAUUGAAGCUUCUCAGACGGAGUUUGAGAAAAAUGUUUGGUCCUUUUUGAAGGUAAAUUUUGAGGAUGAUUCUCGUGGAAAAUACCUUGAACUUCUAGGAUACAGAAAAGAAGACCUAGGAACAAAGAUUGCUUUGGCCUUGAACAAAAUGGAUGGACCUGACGUGGCUCUUAAAGACUCUGACCAAGUAGCACAGAGUGAUGGGGAGGAGAGUCCUGCUGCUGAAGAGCAGCUCUUGGGAGAGAGAAUGAAAGAAGAAAAACAAGAAUCUGAAUUUUUAUCCUCAGCUGGAGGAACAUUUAAUAUUUCUGUUAGUGGGGACAUUGAUGGCUUAAUUACUCAGGCUUUGCUGAUGGGUAAUUUUGAGAGUGCCGUUGACCUUUGUUUACAUGAUAACCGUAUGGCAGAUGCCAUUAUAUUGGCCAUAGCAGGUGGACAAGAACUCUUGGCUCGAACCCAGAAAAAGUACUUUGCAAAAUCCCAAAGCAAAAUUACCAGGUUGAUUACUGCAGUGGUAAUGAAGAACUGGAGAGAGAUUGUUGAAUCCUGUGACCUUAAAAAUUGGAGAGAGGCUUUAGCUGCAGUAUUGACUUAUGCUAAACCAGAUGAAUUUCCAGCCCUCUGUGAUCUUUUGGGAACUAGGCUUGAAAGUGAAGGUGAUAGCCUCCUGCAGACUCAGGCGUGUCUCUGCUAUAUCUGUGCAGGGAAUGUAGAGAAGCUAGUUGCAUGUUGGACUAAAGCUCAAGAUGGAAGCAACCCCUUGUCCCUUCAGGAUCUGAUAGAGAAAGUUGUCGUCCUACGAAAAGCUGUACAACUCUCUCAAACCAUGGACACUAAUGCAGUAGGGGUUCUUUUGGCUGAGAAGAUGAGUCAAUAUGCCAAUUUACUAGCAGCCCAAGGCAGUAUUGCGGCAGCCCUGGCUUUUCUUCCUGAAAACACCAACCAGGCAAACAUUGUGCAGCUUCGUGACAGACUUUGUAGAGCACAAGGAGAGCCUGCAGCAAGACACGAAACAUCCAAAAAUCCUUAUGAGAGGCAACAGCUGCUCAAGGGCAGGUCUGGGCAAACUGCUGGCCAUACACAGAUGCCAAGAGUUCCAGCUCAACAAUAUUAUCCUCAUGGAGAAAACCCUCCACCUCCAGGUUUUGUAAUGCAUGGAAAUGUCCGUCCAAAUGCUGCCGCUCAGCUGCCCGUAUCUCCAGGUUCUAUGCACACCCAGGUACCACCUUAUCCACAGCCACAGCCUUAUCAACCAGCCCAGCAGUAUUCCUUUGGAACGGGGGGUUCAGCAAUGUAUCGACCUCAGCAACCUGUCGCUCCUCCUGCUUCAAACACUUACUCUAACACCCCUUACAUAUCUUCUGCUUCUUCCUAUUCUGGGCAGUCUCAGCUAUAUGCAGCACAGCACCAGAUCUCUCAACCUACCUCCAGCCCUGCUGCUGCUUUCCCUCCUCCCCCUUCCUCUGGAGCAUCCUUCCAGCAUGGCGGUCCAGGAGCUCCACCAUCCUCUUCAGCUUAUGCACUGCCUCCUGAAACAACAGGUACACUGCCUGAUGCCAGUGAGCUGCCUGCGUCCCAAAGAACAGGUCUGCGCUUGAAAGGGAUUGGCUGUUACACAAAGCUGUCACCAACAAUCAUCAGUGGUUUACACAACAUUGCGAGGAGCAUUGAAACGCGAAACUACGCAGAAGGAUUGACCAUCCAUACCCACAUAGUCAGCACCAGCAACUUCAGUGAGACUUCGGCUUUCAUGCCUGUUCUCAAAGUUGUUCUCACCCAAGCUAAUAAGCUGGGUGUCUAG